Molecule: messenger RNA, 594 nt
Organism: Dichotomopilus funicola
Lineage: Eukaryota; Fungi; Ascomycota; Sordariomycetes; Sordariales; Chaetomiaceae
Exons: 2
Coding region: 1-594 (197 amino acids)
Biological process (GO): post-translational protein targeting to endoplasmic reticulum membrane
Cellular component (GO): TRC complex
Source: RefSeq, a predicted model, not a curated record
AUGGCCCUCCCAACGCCCAGCACCGACCCCGUGGUCCUCCUCACCCAAGAACAACACGAAGCCUACCUCUUCCACCACUUCAACGCCGACACCGCCUGGACCCUCGGCACCACCCUGCGCACCAAACUCCUCUCCCUCCCCGCCUCACAGCGUAGACCCGCCGUGAUCUCCAUCACCUCAGCCACAGCCGCCAACCCGCCGCAUAUUCUCUUCCAAUGCGCCACUGAGCCCGGCACACUGCCUGAUAACGAGCACUGGGUGCGGCGGAAACGGAACACGGUGCUUAGGUGGGGGGUGUCGAGUUGGACGAUGCGGCAGAAGAUCACUGCGGGGCUGGCUGCGAAGGCUGGUCGCGAUGGUGUGGUGACGGCGGAUGAGGUGGAAGAGGCGCUUGUGCGGAAAUUUGGGCUGGCGAGUGGGAGUGGGGGUGCUGUUGCGGAUGAGUAUGCGAUUCAUGGCGGGGGGUAUCCGGUACGGGUGCGCGGGGUGGAGGGGGUUGUUGCGGUCGUAGUGGUUAGUGGGUUGAAGCAGGAGGAUGAUCAUGCUGUGGUGGUGGAGGGGAUUCGGGAGGUUGUUGCUUCUCAGGGGCAGUAA